AUGAGUGGUAAUUCUUCCGAAAAAGAUACUCCUGUCAAAAAAGUUCUAAGCUUAAAUCAGAAUUUGGAAAAAGAACCUAGCAUUUCCGAUGUAUGGAAUUUAUUAGUUUCAAUGCAAUUAACCGUUUCUUAUCAUGAUAAUCACUUUAAGAAUAUUAAUAAAAAUCUCCGGAGUUUAAAAAAUAAUUUUUGUUUUAUGCGGACUUCAAUUGAUGUUCUACACACUGAAUUAUCUCAGUUAAAACCAGAAAUAUUAGCUCUUGAAUUUAAAAUUAAUCUACUUUGUGAUAAAAUUGAUAA
Cinara cedri is the source of this 299-nucleotide messenger RNA. The record is from the annotation of a GenBank genome assembly. NCBI's taxonomy places the organism in Eukaryota, Metazoa, Arthropoda, Insecta, Hemiptera, Aphididae.